GCUUGGGAGCUCCUCCUCCUCACCCACUAAUUUGCAGCUUUCACCUGAGGGUCUGAGCGAAGCCCGGGCGGCGCACGUGCAGUGGAUACCUCCACCCCCUUGGGAGGCGGGGUCGCGCUCAGAGCCAAUGAGAGCUUGCGGGGUGGAGGGGUAGGGAAGCUUCCAGAGGCUGGUGGGGAGGAAGUUAUAAAGAGGGUAGGAGGGGGCCAGCGGGAGGGCCAUGCAGUCCAAGCGGGAUUGUGAGCUGUGGUGUGAGAGGGUGAAUCCAGAGAACAAGGCGGCGCUGGAGGCGUGGGUCAGGGAGACAGGCAUCCGCCUGGUGCAGGUGAACGGGCAGAGGAAGUAUGGCGGGCCACCCCCAGGCUGGGUGGGCAGCCCGCCGCCAGCUGGGUCAGAGGUAUUCAUCGGGCGGCUGCCUCAGGACGUGUACGAGCACCAGCUUAUCCCGCUGUUCCAGCGCGUGGGCCGCCUCUACGAGUUCCGCCUGAUGAUGACCUUCAGCGGCCUGAACCGCGGCUUCGCCUAUGCCCGCUAUAGCUCGCGGCGCGGCGCGCAGGCCGCCAUCGCCACGCUGCACAACCAUCCGCUGCGGCCGUCCUGCCCGCUGCUCGUGUGCCGCAGCACCGAGAAGUGUGAGCUGAGCGUUGACGGCCUGCCGCUGAAUCUGACCCGCAGCGCGCUGCUGCUCGCGCUGCAGCCGCUGGGUCCCGGCCUGCAGGAGGCGCGGCUGCUGCCCAGCCCCGGACCGGCGCCUGGGCAGAUCGCUCUGCUCAAAUUCAGCUCUCACCGGGCCGCUGCCAUGGCCAAAAAGGCCCUGGUGGAAGGGCAGUCACACCUCUGUGGAGAGCAGGUGGCUGUGGAGUGGCUCAAGCCAGACCUGAAGCAGCGACUCCGCCAGCAGCUUGUGGGUCCCUCCUUGCGGCCCCCGCAACCAGAGGGCAGCCAGUUGGCCUUGGCAAGGGACAAGUUAGGGUCCCAAGGGGCUCGGGCUACCCUGCAGUUGCUGUGCCAACGAAUGAAGCUGGGCAGCCCUGUGUUCCUCACUAAGUGUUUGGGCAUAGGACCUGCUGGCUGGCACCGCUUCUGGUAUCAGGUGGUGAUUCCUGGGCAUCCGGUGCCUUUCAGUGGCCUCAUCUGGGUUGUGCUGACCCUAGAUGGCCAGGAUGGGCAUGAGGUGGCCAAGGAUGCUGUGUCUGUUCGGCUGCUGCAGGCACUCAGUGAGUCUGGGGCCAGCCUCCUGUGGUCUGCUGGGGCUGAGGCAGGUACCAUGGUUAAACAGUGACUCCAUUCUCUCUCCACAGGCAGCCUGAAUGGGCAGGCAGAGCCUGUGUCAGGCCCCAGCCCAGCAGGCCUGGGUGGCCACUAUCUGACUCCCAAAGGUGGGGAGAGGCAUGGGCCCAGGCCAUCAGCCUCCCUGCUGGGACAGGGACCUACGGCACCUGGGGCAGCUUAGGUUUGGCUUAAGUUGUGGUGAGGGGCCUUGCUCUCCCCCUCCCAACCCAGGGUCCAAGCUACCCUGUGGUCUUCCAUGGCCAUUCCUUGUCCCACACCCACCCGAUCAUACCUUCCCCCCUCUGCCACAGCUUAGCAUGAAUCUUCUUUAUUGUCCUGAUUUGUCUUCUUUGUUGGUUUUUAUUUGCGGGGAGGGGCAGCUGAGCCACAGGGGUCAGAAAUUCUGCCCUUUGGCUCCACCACAUGGCAUUCUGGUUUUGGUUUCUGUGUAGUUUUGGGUCUUUCUAUGCUGGUUGUAUUUAUAUUAAACCCCUGGUUAGUAUA
Messenger RNA from Macaca mulatta (Rhesus monkey), 1776 nucleotides. RefSeq names its product DND microRNA-mediated repression inhibitor 1 (gene DND1). NCBI's taxonomy places the organism in Eukaryota, Metazoa, Chordata, Mammalia, Primates, Cercopithecidae. Gene Ontology annotation, molecular function: RNA binding. The record is from RefSeq and is a predicted model, not a curated record. Gene Ontology annotation, biological process: germ cell development.